CGGGGAUGCGCUUCCCUCCCGGCGGCGGCGGCACGGAUAGAGCGCGGCCGCGGAGCUGGAGCAGAGCAGCCCCCCCGACGCUGAGGAGAUGGCGACCAGCCCGUUACCCGGCCCCACCGACAUCUUGCUGCCCUCCCCGUCCAGCGCCUACCCGCCGGACCCCAUGAACCAGCCGAGGGCCGGCCACGCCGCCAUGAAGCCCAACCAAGUGGGGCAGGUGAUCCUCUACGGCAUCCCCAUCGUCUCCUUGGUCAUCGACGGGCAGGAGCGGCUGUGCCUGGCCCAGAUCUCCAACACCCUGCUGAAGAACUUCAGCUACAACGAGAUCCACAACCGCCGGGUGGCCCUGGGCAUCACCUGCGUGCAGUGCACGCCGGUGCAGCUGGAGAUCCUGCGGCGGGCCGGGGCCAUGCCCAUCUCCUCCCGCCGCUGCGGCAUGAUCACCAAGCGGGAGGCCGAGCGGCUCUGCAAGUCGUUUUUGGGGGAGAACCGGCCCCCCAAGCUGCCGGAUAACUUCGCCUUCGACGUGUCCCACGAGUGCGCCUGGGGGUGCCGCGGGAGCUUCAUCCCGGCCCGUUACAACAGCUCCCGGGCCAAGUGCAUCAAGUGCAGCUACUGCAGCAUGUACUUCUCCCCCAACAAGUUCAUCUUCCACUCCCACCGCACCCCCGACGCCAAGUACACCCAGCCCGACGCCGCCAACUUCAACUCCUGGCGCCGCCACCUCAAGCUCACCGACAAGAGCCCCCAGGACGAGCUGGUCUUCGCCUGGGAGGACGUCAAGGCCAUGUUCAACGGCGGCAGCCGCAAGCGGGCCCUGCCGCCCGAGGAGGAGGGCGAGGAAGAGCCCCGCGGCGGAGAUCCAGGCCGCUUCCCUCCCGCCCGGGGCCUGCCGGAGAAGGGCGGCCGGGAGCGCCCCGCCGCCGGCCCGUUCCCCCGUCCGCCCGCUGAGGAGAAGCCCGGGGAGGGCCAGGCCCCGCCGCAGUCAGCUCCCGGUGCCCCCCGGGCGGGCAGCGGCGGCAGCAGCCCGGCGCAACACCCGUCCCUGGAGGAGCAGGCCUCCUAUAAAGAUAAUCAGAAGAGCAAGGAGAGUAAUCAAGUCAUCUUGCCCACGAAAGAGGACGCCUUCUCGGAUAAGAACAAGGAGCAUAAUUUUUUCAUCACAGAUUCAGAGCCUUCAGGAGGAGACUUCUGGAGAGAUAUAGCAGGAGAACACACACAAGAAACCAAUUCACCUCAUUCACUGAAGAAGGAUGUGGAAAACAUGGGGAAAGAGGAACUCCAGAAGGUUUUGUUUGAACAAAUCGACUUACGGAGGAGACUAGAACAGGAGUUCCAGGUGUUGAAAGGAAAUGCGUCCUUCCCAGUCUUCAAUAAUUUUCAAGAUCAGAUGAAGCGGGAACUGGCGUACAGAGAAGAAAUGGUGCAGCAGCUACAAAUUAUUCCCUAUGCAGCAAGCUUGAUCAGGAAAGAGAAGCUCGGUGCGCACCUCAGCAAAAGCUAAAGAAGCUUGGGAACUUCUGCAGCUGUUAACUUGUAAGUUAUAACUCACCAGUCAGAACCCUGACUUGUACAAAAGACUUUAAAAGGAGGGCUUGGGGAUUUAAAGAACAAACAGAACA
Calidris pugnax (ruff) is the source of this 1622-nucleotide messenger RNA. It is a transcript of the gene SKOR2, whose product is annotated as SKI family transcriptional corepressor 2. The transcript has 10 exons. The record is from RefSeq and is a predicted model, not a curated record. NCBI's taxonomy places the organism in Eukaryota, Metazoa, Chordata, Aves, Charadriiformes, Scolopacidae. Gene Ontology annotation, biological process: negative regulation of BMP signaling pathway; negative regulation of transcription by RNA polymerase II. Gene Ontology annotation, molecular function: RNA polymerase II cis-regulatory region sequence-specific DNA binding; SMAD binding; DNA-binding transcription factor activity, RNA polymerase II-specific. Gene Ontology annotation, cellular component: transcription regulator complex; nucleus. Bases 89 to 1504 code for a protein of 471 amino acids.